Messenger RNA from Serinus canaria (Common canary), 5946 nucleotides. It is a transcript of the gene FOXA1, whose product is annotated as forkhead box A1. The transcript has 2 exons. Gene Ontology annotation, biological process: regulation of transcription by RNA polymerase II; anatomical structure morphogenesis; cell differentiation. Bases 303 to 1637 code for a protein of 444 amino acids. The record is from RefSeq and is a predicted model, not a curated record. Lineage: Eukaryota; Metazoa; Chordata; Aves; Passeriformes; Fringillidae. Gene Ontology annotation, molecular function: transcription factor binding; RNA polymerase II cis-regulatory region sequence-specific DNA binding; DNA-binding transcription factor activity, RNA polymerase II-specific.
GAACGCCUUUGUGCGGCGGACAAAUGGGGAGAGGAGGAGGAGGAGGUGGGUACUUCUGCGACGUAAGAUCCACAUCAGCUCAACUCCACUCACAUCCCAGCCGCACUUCCUCACUUUCUCAACUGUCUCGCCCCACACCGCUCCCUGCCUCCUUUUUGGCUGGUUAUAGAGCAGAAUUCAGCACCCCCCGCCCCUCCUGAGAGCUGGCUUCCUGCUAGGUCGGGUUUUCGGGCUCUUUUCGUACUGCCCGUCGCUCGCUUGCAAGAAGGCUGGAUGGUUACACCGGGCAGGUUGGCUCCAUAAUGUUAGGGACUGUGAAAAUGGAAGGGCAUGAAACCAGCGACUGGAACAGCUACUACGCCGACACUCAGGAGGCCUAUUCCUCGGUGCCCGUGAGCAACAUGAACUCGGGGCUGGGCUCCAUGAACACCAUGAACACCUACAUGACCAUGAACACCAUGACGACAAGCGGCAACAUGACCUCCAGCUCCUUCAACAUGUCCUACGCCAACACGGGGCUGGGGGCUGGGCUGAGUCCCGGCGCCGUGGCCGGCAUGCCGGCAGGCUCGGCGGGGCCCGUGAACGGCAUGCCGGCCGGCGUGGCCGCCAUGGGCACGGCGCUGAGCCCCGGUGGCAUCAACGCCAUGUCUGCCCAGCCGGCCCCCAUGAACGGGCUGAGCCCCUACGGCGGCAUGAACCCCUGCAUGAGCCCCAUGGCCUACACCCAGUCCAACCUCGGCAGGACGCGGGACGCUAAGUCCUUCAAGCGGACCUAUCCCCACGCCAAGCCGCCCUACUCCUACAUCUCCCUCAUCACCAUGGCCAUCCAGCAGGCACCUAGCAAGAUGCUGACGCUGAGUGAGAUCUACCAGUGGAUCAUGGACCUUUUCCCCUACUACCGACAGAACCAGCAGCGCUGGCAGAACAGCAUCCGCCACUCACUCUCUUUCAAUGACUGUUUUGUCAAGGUGGCCCGGUCCCCCGACAAGCCCGGCAAGGGCUCCUAUUGGACCCUGCACCCCGACUCCGGCAACAUGUUUGAAAACGGCUGUUACCUCCGCCGGCAAAAGCGCUUCAAGUGCGAGAAGCCGGCGAACAGUAAAGCCACUCAGGAGGGCAGGAAAGAUCAGGCCGGGGCCUCUAAUUCAAGCUCCAACUCCCCCCUGCACAGAGGCCACAACAAACCUGCGCAGCUGGAUACGGCCACCUCUCUGUCCAGCUCCAACCCGUCCACCAGCCCUCAGUCUAUGGACCACAGUGGAUCAAGCACGGAGCUAAAGACCUCGGCCUCAGCUGCCUCCUCCACCAUCAGCUCUGUGCCCACCUUGGCCUCCGUCCCACAUCCCCCUCACUCAUUAGCCCACGAACCCCAGCUCCACCUCAAGGGUGAUCCCCACUACUCCUUCAACCACCCGUUUUCCAUCAACAACCUCAUGUCGUCCUCGGAGCAGCAGCACAAGCUGGACUUCAAAGCCUACGAGCAGGCGCUGCAAUAUUCCUCUUACGGGGCCAGCAUCCCCGGCGGGCUGCCCCUUGGCAGCGCCUCCAUGGCUGGCCGGAGCAGCAUCGAGCCCUCGGCCCUAGAGCCCUCCUACUACCAAGGUGUGUAUUCCAGACCCGUGCUAAACACCUCCUAGCUGUGCAACCCCCGCCGCUGGGGCCGAGACCCCUCCUCCCCUUCCUGGCUUCUCUCCCCGCUUUCCCUGAGACAGACCAAGGUGUUUCCGCACGCUGAGUGCAAAGGACUGUUACUUUUUAAUUGUCUCGCAACGCGUUGUGUGUUGUUAUGAUCCACCACGACCUCCUGCAAAGCCGGCCGCGUCCCGCUUGUACAUACUCCCUCCGGUCCCUGCCGCCCAGCCCCUCUCCCCGGAGACCUCCCCAGCCUAUGCAGGGUGUUAUUAACAAGAAGAAAAAAAUGUUGAGCGUGUAAACUACUUGUUUGUGCUUUUCGCCCCCUCGUCUCCCUCCCUUAUGUGUUCUAUAAUCACAUGUAAGUUUACAGGUAUGUGGCAAUACUUUAACAAUACAGAGAUGAAGAAGCAAGUAGACAUUUAAGACUUUUUUUUAAUUAAAAAGGCUUUGAAGGACAAUACUGCUGUGAAGUAGCAAAACACUAAGAGAAUCUCUAAGCAACAAGAGAACUAUUUACUUUCUCGGAUCAUCCUUUUGAUACUUGCAAAAUAAACCUUCGGCUACUACAACCCACAUAAAACCCAGAUGCUGCGGGCCGGAUCCUGCACUCCCGAGGGAACCAACUGGAGCUUUGGAGUGCAGGAUUCGACCCUUAUCUUUUUCCAAGUGUUACCUGUUUUUGGGAUGUAAUAUAAAGUUACAAGAGGUCACAGCCAGUUGGAUCUUUUUUUUUUUUUCCUUCCCAUCUGUUACUGAAGAUUCUAGUUCAUCAGGAACUCUCAUCAACAUGUGGAUGGCAUACUUAUUUAAUUUAAGUGUAUUCAUUGUGUAUCAGCUAGAACUGUGUAUCUAUAACCAGGUUAUUUUCCCCCUCCCCUAGGAAACAUUGACUACUACACUGAUGCAAGGAAAAGAGGACAGUUCUGUCUCUCCCCCCUUUUCAAACUUGUCUAAUAAAUUUUUUUUGUGGCCGUUUAAUUAUCGCCAUGGUUAGCUUAUUUCAUCCAGUGUUAUUGCACUUUCCACAGUUUUACACGGUGUUAGCAUAGCCAGACGGGUUUUAUUAUUAUUCCUGUUCGCUGUUUCAAUGUUCUUAAUUUAUUGCAUGGUUUAUAUUGUUUUCUUUCUUUACAGCUGAAAAUUGCUUUAAAUGACCGUAAAAAAAAUAAUUACACGUGAAUUUAAGAAAUUUUGUUAAUUUUAUAAAUGUGAUUGUAAUUGAAAAAAUAUUUUGAUUUAAAACGAUAACUGAGAAUUUAAUGCGUGAAGUAUGUUUUUGAUCAUUUGCAGUUAAGGACUUUAAAUAAAUCAAAUGUUAUCAAUGAAAUACUUCUGCUAUUUUCUUACAAAAUUUCUGGGGCGGAUUAUGGAGGACAGAGCCGUGUUCAAGAAAAUCAAAACAUAAUGCUUAAGUGUGAAUGUGAAGAGGAAAGAUCUGUACGGCCAGGCUUGUGCAGAGGGAAGGCGGGGGACGCUCCCGCAGGGUAUGCUUGUGGGGCGCUGCGAUGCCACCGGCCUUUGAAGCUGAGUGUGUGGUAAUGUCCUUUAUUUUUUUUUUUUUUUUUUCCCCUAAUUCACAGAUCUGGGACAUGUUGAGGGAUGGCGGGAAAAGCCACCCGAGGCGAUGUAACCUCCUGGGUGUUUUGCGGCCAGGGUUGCCGGGGCGGCGGCAGCCAGGCUCGGCGUUUCUCCGCCGGACGGGACGACGCCCACGGGGAGCAUCCCCAGGGCUGCUCCACGCCGCCCCGGGCCGCUGGAAAGGCCCAGAUCCCACUUUGUAGUUCCGUCUCGGAACCAUCUGUCGGAACGACACCGUGAGCCGCGCUGGAGAGCUCUGGUCCCCAGCGAUAGACUUUGUCGGGGGAGGGGAGUUUAAGUGUGAACGGAUUUCACUGUGUCGAGCCCUGUUCGUGCACGGCCGCCAGAUAAAAGAACUGUGUAAUUCUCGUAAUUAUCACAUAAUUGCCCCCUGACGGGUUAGGGACAGCGGCCACAAACUAAAUUAAGGUUCGACUUAGAAAAGAAAAGCCACGCCAGCGUCCCAGAAAUCUCAAACAUUCCUCCAACACUACUACCCAGCUAAAAACGGGAGGGAAAAAAGAGUCUUGGGAGUGCCCCUCUGCUUUGCAAGCGUGGCCGGAUCCGCGGUGAUGCCGCUCGGAGAUGCGCGCACGGCUCUCCGGGUGACACGGAGCAGUCUCCCGCGUCGUGCUGUGCGGGUGCUCUUGGUCGGGCGGGCAUUUACCGCAGGUCCUCCCCCGGCUGCCGACUGCGAGUCCUGCAGCGCGGGGGAGGGGGUUCUGUCCCCGUCGCCGUGUGCGGCCGGUUACCCCAUGGCCCGACUGUGUGGCACCUUCGCUUCUGAAUGUCCCGAAAUGGCAAACAUCAGCAGACCCCCCGCAGGCAGGGGCAGCUCGGGGCUGCCCGGCACCAGGUCUGGGCAGGCGGAUCCUAUUUAAAGACCCGCUUCUUCUGCCAAGAGGAGCUUCGUGAGAAUCGAGACAGGACGAAGCCAAUUUUCUGCAGGACUUCACUUGUCUCCCACAGACUAGUCUAUAGAGAAUAUGCCAUUGCAGAGUGGAGACAUUGAUUUAAUGCCUUGGGCUUAUACACGGAAAAUAUCAAUCGACUGACAGCGAUAAGGCAGCAAGUUUCACAUAUCAGCUGAAGAGCACAGACCGUGUGUAAUGGAAAUAUUUGGGGCGUGGGUAAUAAAAGGGUUUAAGCGGACCGACGCGGCUCCAAACCUCUCAGAGAUAAGGAGCGGAGCCUGUCACGGAUGCAGCGUGUGCCCUUUCGCCACUCGCCAUCAAGAUUAUAUUCCUCCCCUUUCUUCUCGUAGGCAAAUGGUGUCUGCGGUGGGGAACGAGCCACUGACAAGACAGGGAUGCAGCUCAUGUUAAAAACGCGUGUCCCUGGCGCAAAGCACGCAGCAUUCUGUGAUCAGUUUUAAGACUUGGAAAUCAACAGCAGGGCGAAGAGUCCCGUUUUACCUUCCGCUCCUAGCUGCCCUGCUGCUGCUGCUUUAAUCCUGUGCUCGGGGAACCCCAGACAGAGGGCAAAUAUAAACUAAAAAUGGGAUCUACAAGAAGAGGGUGCAUCCCCCCGCCCCACAAUAUGUAGAGAGGAGUUUGCGAGCGUCUCCUUCCAGGCGGACCCGUCCCUCUGUGCUAGAAGGGAAGGAGCGGGCGGGCGCGGGGCUUUUGCUCCUGUCAGAGAUGGUGUCUUAGCCCCGCGUCCGGGACAGAGGCAAAGCGGGAGCCCGCCGGGCUUCAGGUUCCAGGCUCCGACCGACACCUCAAUUUAUAGGGGAACUUCGUCUUUUCCUGUUCGGCAAAUUACCUCCGACCGGCCACGUGCGGGGGAGCGAAAACGGCUCAUUUAGCGUCAUUAAACACAAGCGGGGAGUAAAUCGGGGCGGCGGGGGAUCUCUGUAAAGAUUUACGCGGAGUCUGGGCGGUGAGGAGGCCCCCGGCCCGGGACGAGGGGGAGAUGCUGGGUGUGCCGGCGGGGCAGGGGCUCUCGAGGCGACGCGGCGGGGACCCUGCAGCCGGGGACGAGGGGACGUGGAAGGGUCCCCUGGCGCAGCGGAGCCCUCCUCUGCCGCGGGGUCCGACAGUACCGAGCCCCCCGGCAAGAGGGCACGAUGCCCCUGAGCCCCCCAUCCGCGGCACCUCCUAGGAGCACCUGCGAGCAGCACCUGCCCUUCGCAGAAGGGAAGAGUAGGUGGAAUAAAAGCAACUUCAGCCGCCCAAGUCAAGUGGGAGAAAUAAAACAAGUAACUGCUGGGUUGUUUCCUGGGUGUGAAUGGACAACACUGACAUCUACAUCGGCAAGCAGUCUGAGGAUAUACAUUAUUUUGAAGGAAUAAUUCCAAAUGUUCGGGACUGCUGAAAGACGAGAAAGAAAAUAUUGCCGGACAGUUUUUCUUUGAAUCCUAUUCGUGUCAAUAAACCAUAAGUAAAUCGUGAGAGAACGCUGCGAGAAAACACUUCAGCCAUUGGCAUAGCUUCAAAAAUUGUUUUGAAAUGGGUUGAGUAGGUAUUGAAAUUGGUCCGUCAGCAUAAACACGAAAUAAAUGAAUUCCCUUGCUAUAACACCAACCAGUCUUUAGAAUAGCCAUUGUCUCGGUUUUUCACAGAAAUGUAAUAGAUAAAACACCUGAUUGCAAUAACAAUGCACUCUGCAUGGUUUCUUUCCUGUUUUGAUGAAACGGAUUCUAGGCAUAUAUCUGUGAGCAUAUGUGUUCAAUCACUCUGAAAAGAACGUUUUAAAAUCAGAGACUUAAUAAAUAAAUAGAUUCCGUGUGCA